UCCUAUUCUCACGCGGUACAUUCCCUCUUUCUCUCUAACAAAACGCCCCUCUUUUAUCUCUCUCUCUCUCUCGAUUCCGAUCGAAUUCUUCUCUCUCUAGGGUUCAGAUUUCGAUCGAAAUUCUGAAUCUAGACUCUAAUGGCGUCGUCGUCGUCGAACAUUCUGGUGACUGGUGGGGCCGGGUACAUUGGGAGCCACACCGUGCUCCAGCUCUUGAACGCUGGUUUCAUGGUAUCCGUCGUUGAUAAUCUCGAUAAUUCGUCGGAGAUCGCCAUCAAGAGGGUCACCGAGCUCGCUGGGGCCAAAGGGAAGAACCUCACGUUUCACAAGAUUGAUCUCCGAGAUAAGAAAGCCCUAGAUGGUGUUUUCUCUUCAACAAAGUUUGAUGCUGUCAUUCAUUUUGCUGGACUGAAAGCUGUCGGUGAAAGUGUGGAGAAGCCCUUGCUUUAUUAUAACAAUAACCUGAUUGGUAGCAUAACUCUGUUAGAAGUGAUGGGUGCUCAUGGGUGCAAGAAGCUUGUAUUUUCAUCUUCGGCAACUGUUUAUGGAUGGCCUAAGGAAGUUCCCUGUACAGAGGAAUUUCCCCUGUCUGCUGCAAAUCCAUAUGGAAGGACUAAGCUCAUUAUUGAAGAAAUGUGUCGUGACAUAUAUGUAUCAGACUGCUCUUGGAAAAUAAUUUUACUCAGAUAUUUUAAUCCUGUUGGAGCUCACCCCAGUGGAUAUAUUGGUGAGGAUCCUCGUGGAACUCCUAACAACCUCAUGCCUUACAUACAGCAGGUUGCUGUUGGGAGGAGACCUGCUCUUACAGUAUAUGGAACUGAUUACAAGACAAAGGAUGGAACUGGGGUGCGGGAUUACAUACAUGUUCUUGAUCUGGCAGAUGGGCAUAUUGUAGCUUUGCAGAAACUUUUUAAGGACUCCAACAUAGGAUGUGAAGCCUAUAAUCUAGGAACUGGAAAGGGAACAUCUGUUUUAGAAAUGGUGGCAGCAUUUGAGAAAGCCUCUGGAAAGAAAAUCCCUCUGGUCAUGGCUGGACGACGGCCUGGUGAUGCGGAAGUAGUUUAUGCGUCAACUGCCAAAGCAGAGAAGGGCUUGAAUUGGAAAGCAAAGUAUGGUAUUGAUGAUAUGUGCCGGGACCAGUGGAACUGGGCGAGCAAAAAUCCAUACGGAUAUGGAUCACCUGAAUCUGAUAAAUAGAAGCUAAAAUACUACUGAAAGAGUUAGGGUAUACUACUCUUUGAGUUCUUCGGUUAGCUGUAGAAAAGCUAAUAACAAGGAUGUAAUGCAUAUACUUGCAGGUAAGUCCAGCUAAUUUAAAUGUGGAUCUUAGUUUGGUAGUAUUUUUUGUAUAAAAAGGAGCACCACAGUAGUUUUAUUUCAGGGAUCACGCAUGAUGUGUUCCUACAUAUAGCUUAUACUGCUGUCAUGUAGAGCAGGUGACUCUUACAGAUCCUUUGGUAUACAUGUUCCUUCAUACGCCAGCUUGUUUUUAACCAGCUACUUGGUACAUUUUAUCUAUGAUUGUACUUCAUCUUUCUAGUAACGUAACCAAUUCGUUCGAUUAUUUAUUGACAGAAAUUCAAUUUAUUA
Molecule: messenger RNA, 1590 nt
Organism: Asparagus officinalis (garden asparagus)
Lineage: Eukaryota; Viridiplantae; Streptophyta; Magnoliopsida; Asparagales; Asparagaceae
Product: UDP-glucose 4-epimerase GEPI48-like
Exons: 9
Coding region: 139-1197 (352 amino acids)
Biological process (GO): rRNA processing; galactose metabolic process
Cellular component (GO): cytosol
Molecular function (GO): RNA binding; UDP-glucose 4-epimerase activity
Source: RefSeq, a predicted model, not a curated record